Messenger RNA from Rhinichthys klamathensis goyatoka, 4515 nucleotides. RefSeq names its product Fas-activated serine/threonine kinase (gene fastk). The transcript is spliced from 10 exons. Gene Ontology annotation, molecular function: RNA binding. Gene Ontology annotation, biological process: regulation of mitochondrial mRNA stability; mitochondrial RNA processing. The coding region runs from base 689 to 3424 and encodes 911 amino acids. Lineage: Eukaryota; Metazoa; Chordata; Actinopteri; Cypriniformes; Leuciscidae. Gene Ontology annotation, cellular component: mitochondrial matrix; ribonucleoprotein granule. The record is from RefSeq and is a predicted model, not a curated record.
GCCUCUGUUGACUUCCGGGAACAUGGCUAACACCGGGGCGGCGGACGACCACUGGCGGAGUGCAAGGGGAGUGUAGCGGAAGACUGGGCACCCUGAGGUUACCAGGCCCUGACAGCGCGGCGACAUGAGAUUAUGAGUCUUUAUCGAGAUCAUACAGAGAAAUACGUUAGUUCCGAUCAGGCAGCUUUACCUUCACCUACACUGAUAAUCACUGACUUUAGCUGCUGGGAAAGGAGUCGCGCAUGUUGAUCAAGCCAUGUCCUACUGGAUCGCACCAGAUUCACGCACUGUAUUUUUAGCCAUAUUUUAGUACAACUCUCAGCGUUUCGCGACACGAAGCAAAACAACCCCAGCUGCAACACGCAGAUACUGUGAAAUCAUCGGUGUAGCAGCUCGUUAGCAGCGCUCAGCUCUGCUCUUCUUCCGGGGCCUCAGCAGAUGCUCCAUAAAUCCAGCUUUUACAACAUCAUGUCAGUCCCCUUAAAACGUUUAUUAAAGAUCAGUUUUUGAAUGCACACCGCUGUGCAACACAGUCAACCGUCGAAUCGGCAAUAAUCUUGCCAAUGCCACCGACUCCUGCGGGCAAAUUCAUCCUCCUGAACAGAACCUGCACAUCCAUCCACGCGCCAUCCUCUGAGAUAAACAUGAGUGUUCUCUUGAACUUCACAUUUGGACCACCCUAUAUACCAUGCUGGGGCUGCCUGUUCGCUUUGGCCUUUUAACCUGCAGGAGAUUCUCCUCGCCCCACCAGCCUUCUCGCCUACUGAGUCUAGGUGCUCUUACUAGUAUGUACACCACACGCAUGUACAGCGGUGGUGGGGGCAAGCCAGGUCGGCGCAUCAGCCUGAUGGGAGGAGGGCCGCCCCUGCUGGAGAACCACCAUCAUCCACUCCCUCCACAUCACCCUCAUGUCCAUCAUCCUCAGAGCUACCCACCCGUUUAUCAAGCCCGUCUAGAUGCCCACCGGCCCCAUUACCAGACCCACCAGCACUACCACACCCACCCUCAAGUCGCCCACCUCCCCCCUCCGCACUACCAGCCUCAUGCACAUUUGCACCACGGCAAGAAGAAGACCUGGAACUUCAUCCAUGAGAAGAUGAGCUACGACACCUUCUUCACCAUGAAGCGACUGAUCGAUCGCUCGCGCACCGUGGAUGAAGUCCUCCGCUGGGUCACGCAGAAUCCAGGCAAGAUCUCGCACAAUCAUUACCCCAUUGCCCUACAGAAGAUCGGUCAGCUCCUGGUACUGCUGCAGGCUGGAGGUCAGGCGGGUGGUGGUGGAGGAGCGGGCGAAGGAGCCUUGCCAGCGACCUCUGUUGGAGGUUCAGGGGAGAACGCUAUACGACACAUUCUGGAUAAUCAGGACUUUCAGACUCUCUGUGAUGCCAUUGUCAAUGACUGCUCCAAGUUUGACAACUUCAGCAUUGUUAACUGCCUUUAUGCUGUAGCUGCUCUUGGGCUGCCCAGUGACUCUCAGAUUGUGCAGGUGCUGGAGGAAGAGUCCCAGGCGCGUCUGUCCCAGUUCAACCAAAAGGACAUCUCCAUGGUUUUCAGCAGCAGCAUGAAGCUGCAUCCGUCCAGCCAGCAUCCGUUGAUCGAGUCGUGUCUCGCUGGGCUAGAGAAGAACAUCGAGCGGGAACGCCACCCCCAGACGCUCUUCCUCCUGCUCUCCUACUACCGCACUAAAUGGAGAGCGCUGCGGGCGGCGGAUGGAGCCUCCCCGGAGCUGCUGGUGGUGAACCGGAAGAUCCUGCGGCUGGUGAAGCACACGCUGGCCAGCGUUAGCAGCGUCAGGGACCAUGAGAUGGCUCUGCUGGAUGAGAUGCUGUCAGCAUGUGCCAGGGAGGCUAGCAACAAGAGCCUCGAGCUUAUCUUCAGCUCUCACCUCUUCUACCAGAACAGGCAGGAGAAGUUUGUGAGCAGUCUUGCAGAGGAGUUGCCUAAAAAGGUUGAUAGCAUCACGCCUUACACCAUGGCCCUCAUUGCCAAGUACAUCGCUCGCCAUCGUCUCAGAGAAACACGCUUGCUAGACACUAUCGCUGACUUCUUGGUCAAGAAGGGUGAAUACCUGGACAGCAAGGUGAUCCAGAAGCUUGUUUUCCCAUUCAGUCGUAUGAGUUAUCGGCCAGCUAAUGAGGCUCAGUUUUUUUCCAAGCUGGAGAUGGUGCUUGAACUAAAGGCUCUGAGCUCUCCAUUGGCAACUGUAAACAUCCUCAUGUCCUUGUUCCAGCUGGGACAUUUUCCUGGGCUUGUUCUUCACCGUGUCUUUUCUCCAUCGUUCAUCAGCAAUGUCACCAACAGCCCGUACGCCCUAAUCGUACGUCGGUACCUUUCACUACUGGAUGCAGCCGUAGAGCUGGAAUACAGGGACUACACUGGACCUCGCCUUCAGGACACCCACAAAGUGCUCAUGUUUGACCACGCUUUAACUGCAGAUGAGGUGAACCGCAAAUACAGUUAUAAAGGUCUGGUUGCAGAGGCACUCCGGCAGCUUGUUGGCGAGCACGGCUACAAACAAGAUGAAGUUCUCGCACCAGGAUAUUACACCGAUUUCCUGCUGUGGAUCGACAGCACAGGCCGCGUCCUCCCCAUCAGAACAGGCACACCAGCAGCAUCAUUAGCAGCAGGUUCAACCCCGUGUGUAGUACUGAACCUUAAAUCUCCAGAUGGUUCCGGUUCUGUCGCGGCCCUCACUACCGACUUCCAUAAGUUCUCCCCCUUUGCCCCGUCACUGGAGGAAGGGGCUGACAAACGAGCUGGAGAGGAGUCUGCCUUCCUCUCCGCUCACAUGCGUCCUCCAGCAGCAGCAGCAGCAGGAUCUCAGAGGGUCGGCCCUAAUGGAACGGUCUCGCUGGACUACAACCCAUAUUACACCUCUUCAGAUUAUUACUCGACUCUAGCCAAGGAACACUCUCUGGAGAGUCAGGACAGCUCCACCCUCAGUAGCCCCUCAGACUGCCUGACCCAGACAGGACCCUCCGUUCCAGGGACAGUUGCACCGCAAGACUCCCUGUUCCAGUUCUCCAUUGGAAAAAUCCUGGAGGAUGAGGGGGGUGCUGCGACAGGAGCGAGCACAGUGCCGGACUGUGAGAUCACUACGUUUUACGAAAGUGUGUCGUACCCAGAGGGUGGCGAGAGUGAUGUAGUGGCCGGUUCUCCACUGCAGCUUCACAACCCUGACAACCCUGAAGCUGACCGGACCACAGGAGAGCAGGUGAAGAGGGUUAUUAUGUCUGUAAAUGAUAAAUGGCAUUAUUGCCAUAAUUCUGACGUGCUGGUGGGAUCCAGGGCCAUGAGAGAUCGUCACCUGCACUUACUGGGCUACGUUAUACUACAGUUGCCCUAUCUGGAGUUGGAGAAGCUGAAUGGGAUUGAGGAAGUGAAGCAGUACCUACACAAAAAGCUCCUGGAGGUUAUUUUAUGACGACAUAAACGAAGCGAGUGUGUGUGUUCAUGUGCUUCAGUGAGCAUGUGCGACUUCUGCAUUUUCAAGAGGUUUUGUUGUUUUCAGAAAGACUAUGGUGUAUGUAUGUGUCUGUGUGUGUAUGUGAGCGUCUGUAUGUGCGUUUGUACACACAGGAUGUGAACAGUCCUUGUUUUCAGGACAAACCAUCAGUUGACACAAGGAAUCUGGGUGGGUGUUAUUGUCAUUCUUUAAUUAUUCAGAGGUCUCCUCUGGGCAAAAAUCAAAAAGGUUAAUGUAGUAAGUCUAACUGUGCCUGGAAAACAGCUUAUUCAACAUCAUCAAGCAUACAGUACUUCCCUCAGUGAGUGAUUAAGGACCAUUUCAUUCUCAAUGAACAAUAUAUUCAGCAACACUUCUGAAAUGUUUUAUAUUUUGUCCAGAGUGAGUGUUUUUGGUAUAUAUUCGGGGGUGAGAGGAGCAGGUGGUUAAUUAUAUGUUCCCCAGCAUUUUAUUUUUUGUUUUUGAUGGUGUUCCCACAUCCACUUUCAUGUCCUCACUGUUAUUUUGGUGUGUUUAGGUGCAGGCUUGAGAGUAGGCAAUAAUUUUGUCUUUUGGGGCAAGUAUGAGGAGCAUAAUAUAUUUUAUGGAUGCGGACACAAAUGUGCAGAGGUCUGGUGAUGAGCCACAGAUAUUUGUAUUUCAGAUACUGCCACCACAGCCACUGCUGCUCUUUGGUUUUAAACCUAAAAUAAUUGAGGGUUUGGGGAAAAAUAUGGACAUAUAUAUUAAUAAAUAAGUGGAGUUGUUGAUUGAAAGUCUUAUGAUGUGAACUGUAUGGAGUUACAGAAUAGAAAUGUUGGAAUGUACAAGAAUUAUUAUAUGCAGGAAUGGGUUAUGUUUAUAUAUUUUAUUUUUCUCAAAAUGAAUGAUGCUUUGGUAUCAUGUGAGGGGGAAAAGCAAUUCACAAAGUUGACUGCAGGAUAGUUAUUAAAUUAUGUUUUCAUCUCCCAUGUGGAGAAUGUUGCAUUUUUAGAUUGUGCCUUUAGCAUAUGGAUCUGUCCUCAUUGUAAUCUUCAGAUAAAUUCUAAACAAAACGUUUAAAGAAAGUC